CUAUUUUAAUUGAGUUCUUUGUAGUUCCAUGCAUAACAUGCAGGGGAACAGGAAUGGCAUUGGCCUGGAGAAAAGAAACACUCAAUGGGAAUGCAUAAUGAACUCCAUCGCUUUACGCCAUGUUGAAAAUUCCUCGAGAUCUGACCUUCGUGUGCAAUGGAGGCUGUACAUGUAGAUCACUGUUGAUCGUGUCAACUGGAAGUGUGGGCAUGUCCUUCAUUUCUUAUCUGUAGUUUUGCCAUGAUUAACUUGUCACUUUAUGCUAGCCUGUGACUAAGUUACGAAUCACAUCAAGCUCUCAAGCAGUCACUGAAUUUUACGGGAGCAAGGGUUCCAUUGGUGAUUCAGUCGGGUGCAUGACUAAUUUUUCCGAUAUCCGUCAGCAUAUGUGGCCUCACUUUUAAGUCACUUGCAGGGCAGACAGGGUAGCAUACAGAACAUUACACAAGGUGUUGAGUUCAGGGCAGGUGUGACACUUUGCAUAUCAUGUAAAGUUUCUACAAGAAUUUGGCCAGCAAGGACGUACUUUGAUUUGUACAGGAAGCUGUGAUGUGUGGUAUUGCAUUGACACUGAUAAUGUGGAUAAGCAUCGGUCUGUGUGAAUUGGUCAGAGAUGUUCAACUUGCUGUCAGUUGCUGUGUCCGUUGUACUGUUAGUUUGUCACCUGCUGCAGCUCUGCACAGCUGAAAGAUUUGGUAACUUAAGACUAGUAGAUGGUGCUGAGCCUACCCAGGGACGGGUAGAAAUAUUUGAGGGUGCUUCAUGGAAGCCGAUCUGUGCUGACCACUGGACCCUUGAAGAGGCCAAGGUGGUGUGUCGCCAGCUCUCCCUACCGCCAGCCACGGAGGCCACCACUUGGGUGAGCGUAGGACAGAGCAAUAGCACCCUAUCUCAGUACGCCUUCAUGUGCAGUGAAGGCAGCUUCAAAUACAUGCUGCUGCUGUGCAUAUCGGCGACACGGUAUAUCUGCAAGGACAGUGGCAGGGUUGCUGGUGUUGCGUGUGGAAAUUGGGCAAAUGCGAAGCAGUUUGACAUUCGUCUAGCAGGGGGUGUGAAUGAGUAUGAAGGUAGGGUGGAGAUCUUCUUCAAUGGUAUCUGGGGCACUGUGUGCGAUUCCAGAACCCUGUUGCGACCCUUGUACACUCACCGAGAGGAGUUUUGGGACCUCAAGGAUGCCCAGGUGGUCUGCAAACAGCUGGGGUACAUCGGUGCCAAGCGGAUAGCUGUGCAAAUCCAGCCCCCACCGAGCACCCUGCCAGUCAUCAUGACCAACCAACGCUGCAACGGCACCGAGGCCAAUCUGGGGGAGUGCAAUGUGGACUACAUGCGACGUGGUGGGCCCUUCAAAUGCAGCAGGUCACAAGAUGUGUCAGUUGUGUGCAGUGACCUCAAAGUCAGGUUAGUGGAUGGAGACGAACCAACCAAAGGACGUGUGGAGAUCUUCAAUGGUACCUCCUGGCUGACCAUCUGCGGUUACCAGUGGACACUUGAGCAUGCCAAGGUGGUGUGUCGUGAGCUCGCAAUGCCCCCCGCAACUGGAGCCACCAUGGGUGAUCGGUUCAAACCAGGAAGCGGUGGAAUGUCGGCGAAUAACUUUGCGUGCACCGGCACAGAGCGAUCGAUAUUUGACUGUGUCCAGACAACAAGAGACUUGAAGUGCAGUCAUUUGAGUGAUGCGGGAGUCAUCUGUGGGGUAUGGCUGCAUGCAAAACAGUUUGACGUUCGAUUGGCUGGCACUCUGAAUGUGUAUGAGGGACGAGUCGAAAUUUAUAACGGCGUGUGGGGAACAGUUUGCAACUCAGGAAGCAUGACGGGCCCGAUGCACAGUUCACAGGACGCAUUCUGGGACAUCGAGGAUGCCCAAGUGGUGUGCCGCCAGCUUGGAUACCUGACAGCAAGACGCUAUGCCAUGGGGAGACUACCAGAGACCUCGUUACCAGUCAUGAUGACUGGAACACACUGCAAGGGGGUGGAGGCUAACCUGGGAGAAUGUGGGGUCAGUUACAGUGGGCUGCAUAGAUGCAGCCAUGACCAGGAUGUCUCAGUGGAAUGCGACACUCGGCCCAAAGCAGAUAGGUACGAUACCCGUCUGGUGCAGGGUUCACAUCCCAACCAAGGCUACGUACAGGUCUUAUACAUGGGCCUAUGGAGGAGCGUGUGCGACCAGAAGUGGGGUUUGAGUAGUGCCACAGUUGUCUGCAAGCAGCUCGGGUUCCGGGCCGCAGCCCACGCCGUGAACGGGGCAACCUCUGAAAAUUCCUGGGGUCUACUGGAGGGCAAGAACAUGUUUUUGAACAGGGUGGAGUGCUUGGGAAACGAGACCAAUUUGGCUGACUGUCCCAUGAGCUAUACAUCUAGAGACAGCUGCACUGACCACGAACAGGCAGGGGUGAUCUGUCAGAGUGAUAAAUAUCCAAGUAUUUUACCAGGGGAUGCCAUGGAACCUGUCAACAUGAUGAUCAUCUUAUCAUUUGUUAUCCCUCUUAUUGCAAUCAUUUUGGUUAUGUUUGCACUGUUGCUGAUGUACCGCCGAUAUAAGAUGGCCGAGCAGCGCAAGUCUAACCAAGUGGGCAUUGAACUUUUUGAUACUGACCUGUUUGAUCGCCCCUGCAUUCAUGAUGGGCUGGCCCAGAGGCCCCAGAAUGAGUCGGGCUUCAGCAGGAGAGCCCAGCGCCGGGCCCAGCGCAAGACCCGACGGCAGGAGUACAGGAGGCAGCGGCAACUUGAGAGGCAGCAAGUCCAGUGGAGUCCGUACACUGACCGCGGACGACCGCCUUCCUACGAUGAGGUGUACACAGGGCCCGUGCCUCAGUCUGCCGAGGUGAUUGACACCGUUAGCCUUCUGCCCAUCCUCUCUGGCCCGCAGCGGGGAAACCAAUUAGAUCAGUGA
This is a messenger RNA of Acanthaster planci (crown-of-thorns starfish), 2890 nucleotides long. RefSeq names its product scavenger receptor cysteine-rich domain superfamily protein-like. Gene Ontology annotation, cellular component: membrane. The record is from RefSeq and is a predicted model, not a curated record. NCBI's taxonomy places the organism in Eukaryota, Metazoa, Echinodermata, Asteroidea, Valvatida, Acanthasteridae.